Molecule: messenger RNA, 3830 nt
Organism: Helicoverpa zea (corn earworm)
Lineage: Eukaryota; Metazoa; Arthropoda; Insecta; Lepidoptera; Noctuidae
Product: xanthine dehydrogenase-like
Exons: 16
Coding region: 1-3783 (1260 amino acids)
Molecular function (GO): iron ion binding; oxidoreductase activity; FAD binding
Source: RefSeq, a predicted model, not a curated record
AUGGAACGAAUAAAAUUCAAAGUCAACGGUUUGGAUCAAUCUGUGGGCAGUGACGUCAGUUCAGACCUGACACUGCUGGAAUACUUGAGGAUCCGCUUGAGUCUCUACGGCACCAAGUACAUGUGUCGAGAAGGUGGCUGCGGUGCCUGUACUGUUGCUGCUCAUCAUCAGCCUUUUGGUACACCGUAUGCUAUCAAUUCGUGUAUGAAACCAGUGACAUCUUGCCACGGUCUGGAGAUAAUCACUAUUGAGGGUUUGGGCAACAGACUGAAGGGCUAUCAUGAGCUGCAGAAAACACUGGCAGACGAGAACGGUUCGCAAUGUGGUUAUUGUUCCCCGGGAUGGGUUAUGUCUAUGUAUGGUAUCCUCAAAGGAAAUCCUAAUGUAACAAUGCUAGAAGUAGAAAAGUAUUUAGGAAGCAACGUGUGUCGCUGUACCGGCUACCGACCAAUUCUAGACGCCUUCAAAAAGUACGCCAAAGAUGCUUCAAGACAGGUUAAAUUACAAGAUAUUGAAGACCUUCAAAUUUGCCCAAAAACUGGACAACAUUGUGAUAAAAGUGAUUGUGAAGAUCAUGAUUGGUGUUUUGUGGGUCAAGAAGACAUGAAAGAACAAAUUAUUGAAAUCAAGUUAAAAGAUAAUAGACUUUGGUUCCGAGUGCAACAAGUUAAGGACAUAUUCAAGAUUUUGCAGAAAGAGGGAGAUAAUUCUUAUAUGCUUGUAAAUGGAAACACUGCAAAAGGAGUUUAUCCCAUAGAUGAGUACCCUCGUGUCUUAAUAGACAUAAGUGGAGUUCAAGAACUGAGAGGAUAUACAAUAGACCAGAACCUUAUAGUGAACGCUGGGACCACUCUCACGGAGUUUUUGGAAAUACUAAAAACAGUAGCAAAAAAAGAAUUCUUUAGGUAUCUAAACCAACUUUAUGAGCAUGUCCUUAAAGUAGCACAUAUUCCAAUUAGAAAUGUGGCAUCAAUUGCAGGGAAUCUUAUGAUAAAAAACCAACAUAACUGGUUCGCAUCAGACAUAUUCCUGCUUUUGGAAACAGUAGGGGGACAAGUCACUAUACAGAACAAAAUGAAAGGAAAACAAUCACUGACGAUGCAACAGUUUCUAAAAUUCAAUAUGAGAGGCAGUGUAAUAUGGAACGUGAUGUUACCUCCGCUAAGUAAUGAUCAUCACCUGGUUACUUAUAAGGUGAUGCCUCGGUCCCAAAACGCCUCAGCUCUAAUAAAUGCUGGUUUUAUGUACAGACUAAAUAAAGAUAUUACAGUUAAAUCUGCAAAAAUAGUUUUCGGAGCCCUCUCUCCAGCAUUUUAUAGGGCCACGGCUACAGAGCAGUAUCUUGUUGGAAAACAACUGUUUAUCAAUGAGACUUUGAGCUCAGCUCUAAAAAUCUUGAAGAAUGAGUUAAUUGUUGAAGAUAAUCCACCAGCACCAUUCGUGGAAUACAGAAAAAAAGUUGCUUUGGGAUUAUUUUACAAGGGUCUGCUGAAACUGGCUCCUAAGACGAGUCUUAAUGCUCGCUUCGAAUCUGGAGCAAUCAACUUGCCUGAUACUCGACCUGUGUCUAAGGCUACACAGGUCUUUGACAUCAACCACGCAGUAUGGCCUAUAACUCAACCUAUACCUAAACGCGAGGCUUUGAUACAAUGUGCAGGGGAAGCCUUCUACACUGAAGAUCAGCCUUUGCAGCAUAAUGAAGUAUUUUGUGCUCUAGCACUUGGCACGGUCGCAGUAGCAGAUAUUGUAUCCAUCGAUGCCACCAAGGCCUUGGCUUACCCAGGAGUUAUAGCAUUCUAUACAGUAAAAGACAUACCAGGAAUAAACUCCUUCACUCCUCCAGACUCCGUAAUAUAUAAUGGUAACGAAGAAGUUUUAGCGAAUGGCUCCGUCAAAUAUAUAAACCAACCGAUUGGUAUUGUUGUAGCAGAGACCAGAUAUAUUGCUGAUAGAGCUGCAAAAUUAGUUACAGCUACAUAUAAAAAUGUUAAACAACCAGUUGUGAAACUUAAGGAUGCCAUUAAAGAUCCAAAAAGAUCGUCGCUAUAUAUUGCAAUUGAUGCAACUGAUAAAGGUACAGAUGUUGACAGAGUGAUAAAAGGGCAGAGUGAAAUUUAUGGCCAAUACAAUUAUUCUAUGGAAACUUUGGUCACGGUCGUCAAACCAUCUAAUGAGGGGCUGGUGGUGUACUGCGCAACGCAAUGGAUGGAAGCAGUUCAGUUGAUGAUAUCGAGAGCCUUAAAUAUGGAUCAAAACCAGAUUGAUGUCCAUACCAGCCUUGUCGGUGGUGCAUUUGGUAUCAAAAUAUCGCGCUGUGUCCAAGGAGCUAUAGCAGCAGCGUUAGUAGUCAAGAAGCUUAACAGACCAUGUCGUAUCAUUCAGUCUUUGACAACUAAUAUGAGGGCUAUAGGGAAGAGAAUACCUUGCUAUACUGAUUUCCAGGCUGGUGUAAGCAGCAAUGGAGUUUUACAGUACAUAGACUACAGAAUAUUCCAGAAUGUCGGAUACUUGCUAAACGGAACUAUAAUAAAUUAUGUUGGCGUUGACCAAUUCAAUAAUGCGUACAACAGAUCACGUUGGUCGUACAAGAAUUACAAUACCAUUACUGAUGUGGCUAAGAAUACUUGGACGAGAGGACCUGGUACAUUAGAAGCCGUGGCAAUGGCUGAAAUACUGAUGGAAACCAUCUCAUACGAAAUGGGUCUCGAUCCCAUAGAAGUGAGACUAGCCAACCUGGAUGAUAAAUAUAAAAGUAACAUGAAAAAAAUGGUCAACGAUAUAAUUAUAAAAUCUGAUUACGUUAAUAGACGAGCAGUAGUUAAUAAGUUUAACACGCAGAACAGAUGGAAGAAGCGAGGUUUGAGAUUCUCUUUCCUAAGAUGGACCCCGAUAGCGGGACUCAAUUUGACUGUUACUUUAUCAGUAUUCCGAGGAGAUGGUUCCGUAGCCAUAACACAUGGAGGCAUAGACAUGGGUCAAGGAAUUAAUACUAAAGCUGUUCAAGUAGCAGCAUAUAUGCUUAACAUUCCUAUUGAUAAAAUCAUUGUGAAAGGGAACAAUACAGUGAUAGCUCCAAAUUGUUCACCAUCAGCUGGCAGUAUUGUGAAUCAAAAUAUAAUUGUGGGAGUACGAAGAGCUUGUCAAGAAUUGUUGGAUAGAUUAAAACCUAUCAGAGAUCAGAUGGACAAUCCUUCUUGGGUAGAAUUGAUAACCAAAGCAUAUAAUGACAAUGUGAACUUGCAAACCCAUGGGUUCACGAGAACGGAUGAAGCAUAUCCUUUUGUAAUUUAUGGAGUUACGGUAGCUGAAGUGGAAUUAGAUGUGCUGACUGGAGAGUUUGAGUUGUUGAGAGUGGAUCUAUGUGAAGAUGUGGGACAGAGUGUUAGUCCUGAAAUUGAUAUUGGUCAAGUGGAAGGUGCCUUUAUGAUGGGUGUGGGUUACUGGACAUGUGAGCGUCUGGUCUAUACUCCUAAUGGAGAACUGCUGACAGACCGGACCUGGAACUACCACGUGCCGCUUGCAAGAGACGUACCUCAGGAUUGGAGAGUUUAUUUCAGGAAGAAUUCCUAUUCUGAUGAUGCUGUUUUUGGUUCCAAAUGUAUUGGUGAGCCUCCAAUAUGCAUGGCAGUGGUAGUAGCGUUUGCUUUGAGAGAAGCUAUUACUGCAGCUAGACUGGAGUCUGGAAUACCCACCACACAGUGGUUCCAAGAAGAUGGGCCAUAUACAGUUGAAAGAAACUGUAUUCUGUCCUCAACGAAUAUUGCUGAUUUUAAGUUUAAGUAGACAAAAUUGUGUUUUUUUUUUUUAACUACAAAUAUUUUCGCAUAAUC